AUGCAUGUGGAAGACCCUAUGGAAACUGAAGAUGGAGCAAGCAGAAAUGAUAACAACUCUUCUGUUGACCAUGAAGACAAGGUAGAGCUCUUAAAGGAGCUAUCUAAACAGCCUGAUAUAUAUACAAGAUUGACUGGAUCUUUGGCACCAAACAUAUGGGAGUUGGAUGAUGUUAAGAAAGGCCUAUUAUGCCAGCUUUUUGGUGGAAAUAUGUUGAAGUUGCCUUCUGGGGCUAGCUUUCGUGGAGAUAUCAACAUUCUUCUUGUUGGUGAUCCUGGAACGAGCAAAUCUCAGCUGCUCCAAUACAUACACAAGCUGUCUCGUCGUGGUAUAUAUACCAGUGGACGAGGAAGCUCUGCUGUUGGGUUGACUGCGUAUGUUGCCAAAGAUCUUGAGACAGGAGAAACUGUUCUGGAGAGUGGAGCCUUGGUUCUAAGUAACAGAGAGAUUUGCUGUAUUGAUGAAUUUGACAAAAUGUCCGAAAAUGCAAGGAGGAUGUUACAUGAGGUAAUGGAGCAACAAACUGUUUCAAUUGCAAAGGCAGGGAUCAUUGCUUCCCUUAAUGCUCGAACUUCAGUUUUGGCUUGUGCAAAUCCAAUUGGAUCACGAUACAAUCCUCGGUUGUCUGUGAUUGACACUAUACACCUUCCUCCUGCCCUGUUGUCCAGGUACUGGAGCAGCAGGACAGAGUCAUGGCCGAAGAUGGUGCCUCAGAUGUCGACGAUGUCCAAAGUGUUCGGUUUGCAGGCGUUCGAACAAUACAUAUACGAUCUGACGUUGCUGGAGGCUACGGGGAGGAGGUUUAAUUCAAGAGGGUAUGAGAAGUUUAGGAACUUGGCAAAAAUUUCUAGGCCGAAAAAGAAGAGAAAAAAGCUUGAAGUGGAUAGUGAUAAUGGUGAUAAGAGGGAGAAAAAGAGGGGUUGGCAGGAAUGA
This is a messenger RNA of Fraxinus pennsylvanica, 933 nucleotides long. NCBI's taxonomy places the organism in Eukaryota, Viridiplantae, Streptophyta, Magnoliopsida, Lamiales, Oleaceae. The record is from the annotation of a GenBank genome assembly.